This is a messenger RNA of Micromonas commoda, 960 nucleotides long. Its product is annotated as ubiquinol:cytochrome c oxidoreductase 14 kDa subunit-containing protein. The record is from RefSeq and is a predicted model, not a curated record. The transcript has a single exon. Lineage: Eukaryota; Viridiplantae; Chlorophyta; Mamiellophyceae; Mamiellales; Mamiellaceae. Bases 1 to 960 code for a protein of 319 amino acids.
AUGUCCGCCGCGUCCUUCUCCUCCUGCAUCCGGGGUGCUCCCGUGAUCGCCCGUCGCGAUGCGCGCGCGAUCCGUCGCACUGUCGCUCGCGUUCCCAUGGUGACCCGCGCGAACGCAGACAUCAUGAGCGAGGUGGGCACCGCGGUCCUCACCGAUGGCCAGCUCCAGGGCGAACGAUAUGUCGCUUCGAACCGCUUCAGGCUCCAGGCCGGCAAGGGCCCCACAUUCGAGAAGCGCUGGGCCGAGCGCAAGAGCCGCCUCGCCAACCUCGAUGGAUUCCGCUUCUUCACGCUCAUGCGCCGCGUGGAGGGCAUGGGAGGUCCCCCCAAGCCCGCCGACGCCGACGAGGAGUACGACUACGUGUCGCUCACAAUCUGGGAGGACAAGUCCGGCUUCGACGCGUGGCGCACCGGCGAGGCCUUCAAGGAGGCGCACGGCGGCGGUACCAUCUUUGGCUUCGUGGAGAUGCUCGUCUCCUCCAUGAUGGUCCUCAAGGGCGGACCCAAGCCCGCUUUCUACGACGGUCUGCUCCCCGUGGUGAAGCCCCCUCCGGAGGAUACGCCGUGGAAGGCGGUUGGGGGCUGGCGCGACGUCAAGGCUGACGGCGUCAACCCGCUCGACACCGACGUGUACGUGGCGAUGAACCGCUUUAAGGUUCUCCCGGGCAAGGAGGAGGCCUUCGAGCAGCGGUGGGCCGAGCGCGAGAGCAAGCUGGAGGGCAUGGACGGUUUCCUCACUUUUCUGCUGCUUCGAAGAGACGCGCUCAAGGCGGAGGAUGGAUACAACUACUCCACCCUGACCGUGUGGAGGAGCAAGGAGGACUUCCAAGCGUGGAGGGAAUCGUCCGCCAACUCCGCGGCGCACUCCAAGGCCGGAGAGGCGGAGCCCAUGUUCGACGGGCCGCCCAGUCCCGUCAUGUACGAGGGCGUCCUAGCGCUGCUGUCAGAGAAGGGGGCGUGA